AUGGGUUUCAGGAAAUUGGUAGCUAAUCUAAAAAUAAAGCACCAAUUCACCUCUGUAGAACACCUGCAGGCCAAUGGACAGGUAGAAGCCGCCAACAAGGUCAUAUUGACCGGGUUGAAACGGAGACUACAGGAUGCAAAGGGAGCUUGGGCUCAAGAGCUCCCACAAAUCCUAUGGGCAUAUCGGACAACACCACACUCCACCACCGGAGAGUCACCAUUCCGACUUGCUUACAGAAUGGAGGCAAUGAUCCCUGUAGAGGUAGAAGAGGAAUCCCCUAGAGUGAUCCUCUACAACGAAGAUACCAACUCCCAAACUCAAAGGGAAGAGCUCGACCUACUUCUAGAGGUCCGAGAAAGCGCUCGAAUUAGAGAGGAAGUGCUAAAACAUCGAAUGGCCCUAAGGUAUAAUAAGAAGGUAGUCCGGCAAAGCUUCGCCACCAACGAUCUUAUUUUAAUCCGGAAUGAUAUCGGAGCAGAUUCCCUAAAAAGUUUCCUACUAAGACGCAUUAAUUUACGCUUAAAAGCAAAAUUCAUCGACCGAUCAUAA
This is a messenger RNA of Arachis ipaensis, 549 nucleotides long. RefSeq lists its product as uncharacterized. Gene Ontology annotation, biological process: DNA integration. Lineage: Eukaryota; Viridiplantae; Streptophyta; Magnoliopsida; Fabales; Fabaceae. Gene Ontology annotation, molecular function: nucleic acid binding. The record is from RefSeq and is a predicted model, not a curated record.